Molecule: messenger RNA, 1464 nt
Organism: Sparassis crispa
Lineage: Eukaryota; Fungi; Basidiomycota; Agaricomycetes; Polyporales; Sparassidaceae
Exons: 9
Coding region: 1-1464 (487 amino acids)
Biological process (GO): transmembrane transport
Cellular component (GO): membrane
Molecular function (GO): transmembrane transporter activity
Source: RefSeq, a predicted model, not a curated record
AUGUCGUCCGAUACCAAGUCCCCCUCCGUCGAGAAGGUUGAGGACCUCGAAUCCGUCAAGGUCGCCCAAGAUGAUCCAGACGCCGAGUUCGGGGGCACCGAACAGAGGAAGAAGAUGGAGAAGUGGUUGCUCUUGAAAUUGGACCUCCGCAUGUCCAUCCUGGUCAUCAUUUACAUUCUGAACUACAUCGAUCGCAAUAACGCAGGAGCUGCGCGGCUUCGAGGCUUUGAGACUGACCUGCAUCUCAAGGGUCAGGACUUCGCGACAUUACUGUCGAUCCUCUAUGUCGGUUACAUCAUCAUGCAGGUACCUUCCAACAUGAUUAUGAAUUAUGUUGGAAAACCGUCGCUUCAUAUACCAAUAUGCAUGGCAAUUUGGGGAAUGAUGUCCAUAUUGACAGGGAUCACGAAGAACUUCGUCGGGGCGCUUCUGACGCGUUUCUUCCUGGGCUUCAUCGAAGCCGCAUUUUUCCCCGGCGCGCUGUUCCUUCUCAGUAAAUGGUACAGGCGCAGUGAACUGGGCUCUCGCACUGCCCUCCUGUAUUGCGGAAAUAUCAUCAGCAACGCCUUCGGCUCCCUUAUGGCCUCCGGUAUCCUCGACGGCAUGCAAGGCAAGCUCGGGCGUGCCGCCUGGCGCUGGCUCUUCUAUAUUGAGGGCUCCCUGACGAUCUUCUUCGCGCUCUUGGCGAUUUUUAUUCUCCCCGACUUCCCCGCGACGACGCGCGGGCGGUGGCUCAGCCCGCUGGAGCGCCGCCUCGCGAUGCGGCGCAUGGAGGAGGACGCAGGCGUCGGCGACGAGUCAGAGACCGAGGCGGGCGGGCAGAUGCAUGGACUGUGGCUCGCCGUCACGGACUGGCGAGUUUGGUGGCUCGCGUUCAUGAUGACGAGCCAGGUCGUCGCGCUCAGUUUCAACGCGUACUUCCCGACUCUCAGCGCGACGAUGGGCUUCGGCAGGACCGUGACGCUGCUGCUGUGCGCCCCGCCAUUUGUGCUCACCGCCAUUCUGGCGUACAUCGUCUCUCGGCACUCUGACAAGACCGGUGAACGUUUCUACCAUAUGAGCAUCCCGUACUUCUUCGGUCUCAUCGGCUUCGUAAUCGCGAUCAGCACUAUGAACACGGCCGCCCGAUACGUUUCCCUCUUCUUGAUGGCCCAGUCAUAUGCAGGCUUUGUCGUGCUGUACACCUGGGUCAGCAACUCCUUCCCUCGUCCUCCAUCCAAGCGUGCCGUAGCGGUAGCGCUCGUGAACGCGUUCUCGCAGCUCGGCAACGUUGCUGGCUCAUACGUGUGGCCGAGUAACUGGGGCCCCACCUAUCGUUACUCCUACGCCAUCUGCAUCUCGACCUGUUGUACCGCCAUCAUUAUGGGGUACAUCUUCAAACUACACCUCACAGAGUUGAACAAGCAGCUGGAGAGGGAGGAAGAAGAGCAAGGCAAAGAAAGGGGCUUCCGCUACUUGGUAUGA